Sporothrix brasiliensis 5110 is the source of this 333-nucleotide messenger RNA. RefSeq lists its product as uncharacterized. NCBI's taxonomy places the organism in Eukaryota, Fungi, Ascomycota, Sordariomycetes, Ophiostomatales, Ophiostomataceae. Bases 1 to 333 code for a protein of 110 amino acids. The transcript has a single exon. The record is from RefSeq and is a predicted model, not a curated record.
AUGGCCUCUGGCGGUUUUGCUGUUUCUACCAACAGCAACGGUCUCGGCCCACUACCGCCGUCUGCACACGGCUAUGACCCGAUACCGACGCACUUUGUGUAUGAGCAUCCUGUCAGUCCGCCCCCCGGCCAAGGAGUCUCGUUUGCCUCAGAAAGUGUGCCACCGCUCAUGGACUCCGGUCUGCCGCGCGACUAUAUGCCGCUCAGCAGCAGCUCUAGCCUCCGCCACAUCGAUGGCGCCAGCAGCUCGGGUAGUUGGACAACCUCGUAUACACUGUCCUCAUCCGUCAGUUCGUCUGCCAGGCAUGGCUGUACCACAAUUGACGAUCUGUAA